Apis laboriosa (Himalayan honeybee) is the source of this 760-nucleotide messenger RNA. It is a transcript of the gene Dim1, whose product is annotated as thioredoxin-like protein 4A. Gene Ontology annotation, cellular component: U5 snRNP; spliceosomal complex; U4/U6 x U5 tri-snRNP complex. NCBI's taxonomy places the organism in Eukaryota, Metazoa, Arthropoda, Insecta, Hymenoptera, Apidae. Gene Ontology annotation, biological process: mRNA splicing, via spliceosome. The record is from RefSeq and is a predicted model, not a curated record. The transcript has 3 exons. Bases 218 to 646 code for a protein of 142 amino acids.
UAAUUUAUAAUUUCAAUUACAUGAUAAAAGUUAUAAUGAUUAUUAAUGAUAAAUAACUAUUAUAUUGAUUUUAUAUAAUAUAUAAUUAUUUUUAGUUUGUUUGUUGAAUUUUAGUUGAUUUAUAACAAUAAAAAUAUUCUAUUAUAUGUGAAUGUAAAAAGACAAAUUGUCUUCUUUUCUUUUCUUCUUAAUCUGCAUUUAAUAAAUAAAAAAUACAAUGUCUUAUAUGUUGUCACAUCUUCAUAAUGGAUGGCAAGUAGAUCAGGCGAUUUUAUCAGAAGAAGAUAGAGUAGUUGUUAUCAGAUUUGGUCAUGAUUGGGAUCCAAUGUGUAUGAAAAUGGAUGAAGUACUUUAUAAUAUUGCUGAAAAAGUAAAAAAUUUUGCUGUCAUCUAUUUGGUUGAUAUUACACAAGUACCUGAUUUUAAUAAAAUGUAUGAAUUAUAUGAUCCUUGUACAGUAAUGUUUUUCUUUCGAAAUAAACAUAUAAUGAUUGAUUUAGGAACUGGAAAUAAUAAUAAAAUAAAUUGGACAUUAGAAGAUAAACAAGAAAUGAUUGAUAUUAUUGAAACAGUUUAUAGAGGUGCUAGAAAAGGUAGAGGUUUAGUUGUUUCACCCAAAGAUUAUUCUACAAAAUACCGCUAUUAAUUAUAUAUUAAUAAGUCUUAACAAAAAUAUUAUUAUUAUUAAGCUUGAAGUUAUAUCAAUAAAUAAGAAUAUAUUAUAAUUAAAAACAAAUAUAAAAUUAUGUAUUAUGGUAUA